This is a messenger RNA of Penicillium antarcticum, 2034 nucleotides long. RefSeq lists its product as uncharacterized. The transcript is spliced from 4 exons. Gene Ontology annotation, cellular component: SHREC complex; rDNA heterochromatin. Gene Ontology annotation, biological process: silent mating-type cassette heterochromatin formation. The coding region runs from base 1 to 2034 and encodes 677 amino acids. NCBI's taxonomy places the organism in Eukaryota, Fungi, Ascomycota, Eurotiomycetes, Eurotiales, Aspergillaceae. The record is from RefSeq and is a predicted model, not a curated record.
AUGGUGGACUCCGACAGUGAUGGGGAUGCCUCCAAGGUCGUCAUCUCAAUGAACGGUUUCCAAAGUGACGGUGACAUCAACACCUGGCCUUCGUUCCCGUACAAUCAACGCGACGAUACACGCUGGAGACAACUGCUUGCAGAGAACUGGCUCAAAUCCCAGGGCAGCUACGUUGAAGGAGACGAUUGCAUUAUCGCCGAGUUGCCUGACGGUUAUGCCCUCUUUGACAGGCCCCGCGGUACCAACCCCUCGAUGCGUGACUCCUUCCUCUUCGGACAUCCCAGCGGACAGUACUUUCAGUCUCAGGCAACUUUUUUUGCUCACUUUCUUGCCCUCGCUCAGGGCAAGCUGAGCGAGUGCGAGUGCAAGCCCUGCAGCAGAAUGGGAGGCACUAAAGCAACUGCCAAACCGGCUGCAGCUCGACCUGUUCGCGGUCCUGGUCUUCGUGGUCCUGGUCGCCCCACUGACGACAAGAAUCCUGAUUACUGGCGUGACUACAUACGAAAGCUGAAGGCCAAGGGCACCAUCGAUGAACCUAAUAAGCAACCUUUGAACUUUGAUUGGGCUCUAUCUGAGGAGUUACUUUCCGAUUAUUUCAACAAGCUUGUUCUCGACCCAGCCUUCGUUCCUCGCUGUGGUGAGCUCGUGCUUUGUGUUUGGGACCUGGAGGAUAGCUCGAGUCUCCUUCGCAAUCCUGAAAAUGGUCACCUUGAAAUCCGCGACAGUCACAACCGCUGGCAUGUGCCUAACUGGCGUGCUGGUGUGGUGACUCAAGUUCCCGAGACCGAAAUUCACAUGCUGGAUAUUGCUGAGAACUCUUACACCACUGAAGAAUUGAGUGACCACGGAUUCCGCAUUGAGCUUCUUCCCGACCCUGUUGGCCUCGACAAGUCAUACUCCGUUCAAUCCAAGUACAUUCCGCUCCGAUGUAUCAAGCCAUUGAAUACUUGGCAGCUUUACCUGGAAGGUCAAUCCCGCGAUGAGCUCCAUCCUUCGACUGAGAACGCCCUGACCGUCAUGUCUUCCUGGAGUGUGGUACACAAAUUUCAUGUCAAAGGCAUCUGGCCAACCAUGGAAAUCAGCUGCAAGGGAGUUUGGAUCGGUGCCGAGCUACUCGCCGUGCAUGAUACUGUUCGCCUCAAGCCUCUCCGCUACAAGUUUGAGGAUCUGCUGGAUGGCAAGGUCGUUCAGUUGAAUGAUGUUAUGGUAAUUGAAAGCAUCACCCUCGUUCUUACGGACUGCAUCGAUGACCCAACCUCUCCCAAUCUUGCCAGCAAGUACUCGGUACUCAUCACCGGCAAAACAUACACAACAAACCCAAACCGAACCAAGAACGACUUCGAGCCCCUCAGCAGAUUCCCUCUCCAGCAAAUGACCAACGAAGAAGCAACCGCGACCUUCCGCCAGGUCGGCAUGUCCGCCUAUGGUCCCUGGUACCGCAUCGCCGGAGACAAGACCCCUAGUGUCACCAUCAGCCAGCACAUGAUCCUCGGCCGCUGCUACGAGCCACUCGCCGCCGACCUGCUCUUCAAUAGACGCGAAUUCGGCUACGACCUCGGCGGCGUCAUGCACGGCCGCAACUUCUCCGAGGGCGUCGACACCCGCAUUGCAAAGGAUAAGACCUGGUUCUGGGGCGAUAGCCGCAUCGAAACCCUGGGCAUAGUCGAGAUUAACGGCAUAGAAUGCGACUUGACCGCACCCCAGCGCGACACCCCCGCCAAGUGGCGAGCCAUCUUCAGGAUUAUGAACGGGGAGGCUACCCCGGGACUGGUCAAGCGCGCGGGCAUUCCUCCCACUAUGGGCAACGUUAGUCGUAAGGGUGGUCGUCCCAAGGGAGCCAAGGACAAGAAACCUAGGGCUCCCAGGAGGCAGAGUGGUCUUGCACAGGUGGCUCGAACUAGUAAGAUGGUUAGUUCUGCUAUCGGCAGUGCUCCUGAGGAAGAGACUUCUGAUGAUAUUGACGAUGUGCCUGGUCCGGAUCUUGCUGGUCUGCCUCUCUCUGGACGUGAGGGUGAGAGCGAUUUCGCCCUAUGA